Aspergillus japonicus CBS 114.51 is the source of this 1377-nucleotide messenger RNA. Its product is annotated as putative FAD dependent oxidoreductase. The record is from RefSeq and is a predicted model, not a curated record. NCBI's taxonomy places the organism in Eukaryota, Fungi, Ascomycota, Eurotiomycetes, Eurotiales, Aspergillaceae. The transcript has a single exon. The annotation marks the transcript as partial.
GACAUCAUCGAACGAGAUGUGGCCAUAGUUGGCGGAGGCUCCGCAGGCACAUACUGCGCCAUCAGCCUCCAAGACCAAGACAGGUCCGUCAUCGUGAUCGAGAAGGAACCCCGACUCGGGGGCCACGUCGAGACGUACGUGGAUCCUGCGACAGGCAUCGCAAUGGACUAUGGAGUUGCACUGUUCGACAACACCCCCGCGGUCAAUGACUACUUCGCACGCUUUGACAUUCCCUUAGUCAAGAUCAGCGCGUUCAACAUCUCCUGGUUCAGCUACGACUUCCGUACCGGCAAGGCAGUGGCCCCCAGCUACAACCCAUCGCGCGAGGAGGUGUUGGCCGCGUUCGUAACCUACUUUGCCCAGCACGCGCGAUACCCUGGGCUGGAGAGGGGAAUCUUCCUUCCGAGUCCCGUUUCCGAGGAUCUGUACAUGCCGUUCUGGCGGUUCGUGGAGAAGUACGAGAUCCAGGCUGCGGUGCUCACGAUGUUCCUGCUCGACGCGGGGGUAGGGGAUCUCCUAUCCAACCCGGUGGUGGAGGUCUUUCGCGCGCUACCGCGCCAUAUGGUCGAGGGGGUUCUGACAUCCAACGUCCUGACCCCCGCCAACCACACCGUCAUCGAGCUGUACAGACGGGCUGAAGCCGAGCUGUCGUUGACCUCCAGCCUCUUCCUUUCCUCCGAGGUGCUGUACGCCUACCGCGAGCCCACCAAUACCACCGAAAAGAACAAAAUCACCCUCCUCGUGCGAACGCACACCCCCACAGAGACACAACUCACCCUCAUCCACGCCAAGAAGCUCCUCAUCGCCAUCCCCCCCAAACACUCCCUCCUCGACCCCUGGCUCCGCCUCACGGCGGACGAACUCUCCGUGCUCAUCCGCUACAUCAACACAGGCAUGUACGUCGGCAUCGUCAACGGCACGCGCUUCCCGCCCACCGCAGGUAUCCUGAACCUCGCCUCCAACCACACGAUGUACUCCUUCCCCUAUCUGCCAGACAUGUACAACCUCAUCCCCGCCCGCGUGCCCGGGCUGAUGCUCGCCAUCUACGGCACCAUGCAGACCCCCGACCCGUAUCCUAUGUUCGAGGUAGCCGUUCGCCAGCACAUGCUGGAGGAUAUCCGGCGGAUCCAGCGGGGUAAUCCGGACCGGUACCCGGGGACGGAGGAGCCCGCGCUCGUGGCGUUCGCGGGCCAGGCGCCGUAUAUCCUGCAGGUGUCGGGGGAGGACAUCAAGGAUGGGUUCUAUGAGAGGCUGUAUGCGUUGCAGGGGCAGAUGAAUACGUUUUGGAUUGGGGCGGCGUGGGCGGCGGAUAUUAGUGGGGAGAUUUGGAAGGUGGCGAGGGGGGUGGUGCUGCCUAAGCUGGUGGGGGAGUUGUGA